UUUACUUUGUCGGUUCGACGUGGAAAGACGCAUAGAGGGAUAAGUCGGUUGUGACUGAGCAGUGUGAGAGGACACAACGAGGUCCUGACGAGAGGGCCCGACGAGGACACAGCAACGAAGAUGCCAGAGCGAGCAUGCGACAGCGACACAUCGUUUGGCUUCAUUAUCAGGAACCACGAACAAUCUGAGCGCAAUUGCAACAGAGAACGCUUGUCCCAGCUGCAGAGAUUGGUAAGGAUCGGCAAGCUGAACUGUUGUUUACUCUUCGAGGACGACGUUCCGUCCGAACCGCAAAUCCCCGAUCAUCAGCAACAUAAGCCAUUCAACGGAGUUUGCGUAUUACCAAACAUGCCGGACGUGGACGCUUUGAUCCAAGAGUUCGAGGCGAAUUACACGAGCGGACCGCCAAUGGCUGAGAAGAAGAGCGCGGCGACAGUCGCGAAAGCCAAGGGUAUAUUCGUCAAGAAAAUCAUCGAGAUCUACGAGAUGAAGAACGGGAAAACUAAGCCGCUGGACGGUCAACAAGCUGACGUGAGACUGACCGUCGAGGAUAAACGAAGGCCGAAGGAGGACAGCCUUUUCAGGACCGUCCAGACGUCGAAGAGGGCGGCGGAGACUCAAGAAAUUACGGAAAAGCGCGAACUCGCUAAUAUGACAACGACGGCAAACUCUGUUUCCCGCGAAGUUGACGUGCAAAUUGAAAUAAACGAUGAUGACAACGACGACGAUGACAACAAUGAAGAAAAUAACGAUCCGGACGAUGUUAAGGAAGAGUUGAAGCUGACCGCCGUCGUUCCCAACCUCCACGUUGACACAUCUUCUUCCAAGACGGAGAAGAGAAAGAUAAAAGAGAAGAACAAAGAGAAAAGUUCGAGAAAGUUGCGGGGGUUUCUUUGCAAGUUCAACAGGAGCGGCUCGAAGCGCGUGACGAAGAGAUGCCGACUGGCGUUAUCGCAACGGGACGAACGCUGGUGCACGAAGAGAAGCGGUCGAAUCUUCCUCGAGCCCGAGUUGAGCAAGGAGUUCGUAUCAAAGUGCGAUAGCGCGGUUAACGCGAAAUCUCCAAGCGGAGGUAAUUCGCGCAACGAAGACGGCCACGACGUCUUGAGUGUCACGGAGUCGCAGGAUGACUCCGGCAAUAGCUAUAAAAACCUGCAGGUCAACAUGUUCGACUUCGAGGACGAAGGUCCGUGGUACGAGACGCGGGAUUCCGAGAGUGACGACGACUCGUUGAGCGUAAAGAGCGUCGAUCAAUUUUUGCCGAGUCUUGAUCGACGGUAUAACUCCGACGAAACCGCCGACGAGGCGACUUAUCUCGCCAGCUCGUCCUUCGAGGACGAGAACAACACGAGUGCUCGAGUGAACGGCUACGAUGAGAGCACAGAAAUGAGUACGGGACUGUCUGCCUUCGCCGACGAAUCCGCUAAGGAUUGUCUGGGGCAGUCGACUAAGACAAAGAAUGGGUCCCCCAAUCUGGGAUCGAAACUGCAGCAAAUUUUUGCGAAGGAAAGACUGAAGAAAAUUCUAUCGCUGUUCAAUACGAAGCGAUAUUUCAAGAAGAAGAGUGCCAUCGACAAGACGAAGUACAACUGGCAAUUGCUGCAGAAAUCGCAGCAGCCGACGUUGAGCCCGGACUCGGGUUUCGACGAGCCGUCCGUUUCCCUGAUUUCUUCCAGCACCUUACCGACCUCCUUGUUCCUGUCGGAGAAGUCCACGUGCAACAAUUAUCCCGAGCCAACGUUGUCUUUCAGGACUUUCCGCCCGCGAGAUUCUCUUCCUCGCGAAGGUAUUAGCAAGAGCAAGCGUCGUCUGGUGCUGAACGAAUUGUCUCAUGAGGAGCUUGCGAACGUACAGGAUGAGUCCUCCUAUAUCAUCCCGGACGCACAGACGAAGACUUCGUACGGCGAUCUCUUUCCUGUGAGCUCCAGCCCUUCGUACAAGGGCAGCACAAGCACCGCGAGCUCGCCGAGGUCGAAAGUUUCUUCUUCGCUGUUUCUCAAGUAUUCCUACCUGUCGCAGAAAAUUCCCAGGAGCACUUUCCUCUCACUGACGAGGGUGGACGAAUUGGGCAAAGAACUGAACGAGCAGCUCGACGUGAGUGAGCUGCGACCUGAAUACAGCGCGUCGUUGAAUCUCUUGAACGGAUGGAUGUCGUCGUCUCCAUAUCAAGUUUGCAAGGAACCAAGGUGGAGGUCGACACCCACGCUCGCCAGUUUCGCCAAGGAAUCGCCCUGCUACUUUUACGAGCCAAUCGGCCGUGGGAAGGUCUACCACGUUUACAGCGGCGCGAAGAGGAACGUCCCGAUUUUCGGCACGGGCUCCCUGAGCAACAUCACCGGCUCGAGCUGCUUCGCCACCGUGAAACCGAGGAAUUGGAGACCCUACAUGCGCCUCGAGGAAUCACGAUCGUUCGAGGAGGCCGAUGGUAUCAAAAGGUGCAGCUCUAUGUGAAAGAUGAUGCACCGGUUGAAUUACGCUUGGAAAGACCGAUAAGUUCAUAGUAGCGCAUUCGAGUCGCGGUUUAAUUAAACUUCGCCGUUCAGCCGCACUGCGCCGGAGAUAGCGCUAAUGCCCACUCGUAGUUAAUUAACUGGUGGGCAAUUUAAUUUGCUGAGAAAAAACAUAAGUCGGGGUAGUGAUAAAUCUGCAAAAUUAGCGAAAGCGUGCGAAGACGUGCGAGAUGUCCGCGUGGGUCCCGAAUAUUCAAUUGUAACAUUAAUACGUCGCAUCGCACGUGUAAAUAAAUGCUGUUUGUAGUUAUCAAAUGUCUAUCGUGUAUUAUCGAGAGACUCCAGCGACAUUGACGUAAAUCGCCUCGCUUUUGCCAUGGAGCGCUCGUCGCGAAUGAUGAUCGAAAUUCACGCUUGAUGCUUUUCGCAGAUUAUAAUGCAUUUACGAUCGCUUGCGCGACUAAGGGCCGUGAUUGAAGUCUGUGAUUAAAGUUCGUGAUCGGAGCGACUAUUUCCUCCGUUCGGCUUUAGAGGAGCGGCCAAGUGUGCGCGGUAACUCAGGCUGCGUUUCGUUUCCACGCAUAAUGCGCAUGAAGCGCAGCGUUAGAGUGACAGAGAUACGAAAGUAAGAUAAAAUGAGAGGGAGAGCACUCGGGUGAGUUUCUCGAACCUAGGUUAGGUUAGUUCUCGAACGCAUGAACUGCCUCAGCUCCGAGUGCAGUCCAUGCGAUCUCAUGCGUUCGAGAACUAACCUAAUCUAGGUUCGACAACCUCUCCCUCUCUUUUUAUCUUACUCUCGUGUCUCUGUCACUCUAACGCUGCGUUUCAUGCGCAUCAUGCGUGGAAACGGAACGCACCCUCAGACACAAUGACACUCAGACACUCUGAUAUCGUGCACAAUGCAUGAUAGGCGGUAUCUUGAAAACAUCCAAAAGAUUUCGCUUGAAUGUCUUUUGGAUAUUUCCGAUACGUCUUUCAGUCGUUUGUGCCGCCUGAGUAUCGAUAUCAAUCGUCCUUGCGAAUCUCGCGAUACUAUUUCGUAUAAUACGCCGCGAUCAUUUCCAGUCCGGUCAAAUCAAGGCUUCUCUCAACUGACAGUGGCGUUUCUUGAUUGUCGCAAGACCGGACGCGUUCUUGUGGAAACUUAUUUAAGAUUUUCACUUGACUCUGUACACUCACCUUUUUUUUCGCUCUCUCCAGCGCACGUUUGCAGAACUCGGCGUCAUUUGCGAACAGCUCCAUUCACUUUUCUCGCCGAUACAACCGACAGCUUCCACUUCGCGACGGGUUUGAUAAUGAUCGCAAAGGAAUCUCGUUCGUUUCUCGCGAAAUGACACGAAGAUUCGCCCGGUAUAUCUCUUUACACACAUGUACACACACGUACACAGGACGGAGGGUCGCGAAGCGAAAGCAGUAAAGGGCGAUAUCACGUAGCGUACAUACCUAGUAUUGACGAAGAUGCACUUUUCGAGUCUCUCGUAUUUCUUUCGGAAAUAUCGGGGAAGAUCUCGAAUUGCGUCGAGAGAACAGAGCUUUACACCGGAGCGAUUUUACAGCCCUUGACUUCCCGGAAGCUGUCGAUAUCGUAGCUUAAGUGCAGAGCAAGUCAACCGAUGCGGCGAGAUACGCGCGCCUGUAAUUGACUACACACAUUAAGAGGGCACACGAAGAGUCUUCUUUUCUUCUCAUGACGAUCUAUUUAAUGUGUGAAUUAUACAUACUUUUACAUGCGGACUGAUGUACAUGUACAUAUAUACACACACUCACACAUAAAUAUUGCACAAGCAUUCACCAAACUCA
Molecule: messenger RNA, 4250 nt
Organism: Odontomachus brunneus
Lineage: Eukaryota; Metazoa; Arthropoda; Insecta; Hymenoptera; Formicidae
Exons: 4
Coding region: 121-2451 (776 amino acids)
Source: RefSeq, a predicted model, not a curated record